AUGUUGCAAAAGGCUUUCUGGAUUAUUGCUCUUCUGCAAAUCACAUGUUGGAAAGGCCUCUCAGAGGAGGCUGCUGGUCUGGAUACAGAUCCGGGUAAGUUGGCGGCGCUGAAGACCCUCCUCAAGGUACGGGCGAAGGCGGCCCUAGAUGCAGCCAGAAGAGACCCUUGGAAGAUUGACUGGGCCGUCGCAAAAGAAGCCUUCGCAGCGGAGUUCGGCACGCCGGCCGAACGACAGGAAGCAAUGAGGUUGUUCACGUCGGCCAGGAUGGCGCCUGGAUGGGACGCUCCGGCCUGCAAAAGUCGUUGGAUCGCGCUUUGCCGAUAG
Opisthorchis viverrini is the source of this 327-nucleotide messenger RNA. RefSeq lists its product as hypothetical. The record is from RefSeq and is a predicted model, not a curated record. Bases 1 to 327 code for a protein of 108 amino acids. The transcript has 2 exons. Lineage: Eukaryota; Metazoa; Platyhelminthes; Trematoda; Opisthorchiida; Opisthorchiidae.